This is a messenger RNA of Anopheles bellator, 1911 nucleotides long. RefSeq names its product histone acetyltransferase Tip60 (gene Tip60). Gene Ontology annotation, molecular function: histone acetyltransferase activity. The transcript has 5 exons. NCBI's taxonomy places the organism in Eukaryota, Metazoa, Arthropoda, Insecta, Diptera, Culicidae. The record is from RefSeq and is a predicted model, not a curated record. Gene Ontology annotation, biological process: regulation of DNA-templated transcription. Bases 63 to 1439 code for a protein of 458 amino acids.
UACAAACUGCGGCUCUUGCGGGGCGAUUUGGGAUUGUUUUUCAGCGAAAUAUUCACAGAAAAAUGGAUUCCGAAGACGCGGCGCAGACGAUUUACGACUCGGCGUCGUCACUGGUCGAAGGCUGCCGGUUGCCGGUGCGGAUGAGCGGAACGAACGAUUGGCCAUUAGCGGAAAUAAUAAGCAUACGGGAGGGCUCGGACAAGAAAUGCUAUUACUACGUACAUUAUGUAGACUUUAACAAACGGUUAGACGAGUGGGUGACGGAAGAGUAUCUCGAUAUGCGGAAGGUGCAGUUCCCACGCAAAGACGGAAUGACGACCGGACAGAAUACGGGCGUCACGACACCGAAACGAUUACCACCCGCCCUCAGUCUGUCCCGUCCGCCCAGCCCGGUGCAAACGCCCGAGAUCGUGAAUGUGAACGGUGGCGCGGUGCUCGAGGCUGCGCUGCAGAAAAAGAUUAGCCGCAAGCGGAAAGCGGUUUCCACCGAAAACGAAGACUCCGAGGACGUACCGUUGACGCCGACGCCCCGCCAAUCGGGCAGUAUGGUGGCGCACCACGACGACGUAGUGACGCGCAUGAAGAACGUGCAGCUGAUCGAGCUCGGGCGGCACCGGAUCAAACCGUGGUACUUUGCACCGUACCCGCAGGAGAUGUGCACGAUGUCGUGCAUCUACAUCUGCGAGUUCUGCCUCAAGUACCGCAAGAGCCGUAAGUGUUUGGAGCGCCACACGAAAAAGUGCAACCUGCGGCACCCACCCGGCAACGAGAUCUACCGGAAGAGCACGAUCAGCUUCUUCGAGAUCGACGGGCGGAAGAACAAAAGUUACGCCCAAAACCUCUGCCUGCUCGCGAAGCUGUUCCUCGACCACAAAACGCUGUACUACGACACGGACCCGUUUCUGUUCUACGUGAUGACGGAGUACGACGCGAGCGGGUUCCACAUUGUCGGGUACUUUUCGAAGGAGAAGGAAAGCACCGAAGACUACAACGUGGCGUGUAUACUGACGAUUCCACCGUACCAGCGCAAGGGCUACGGAAAGCUACUGAUAGAAUUUAGUUACGAAUUAUCGAAAUUCGAGGGUAAAACGGGUUCACCGGAGAAGCCACUGUCCGACUUAGGGUUACUGUCGUACCGCAGCUACUGGGCGCAGACGAUACUAGAAAUACUAAUUCUCCAGAAACCGACCGGAGACAACGAAAAGCCACAAAUCACGAUAAACGAGAUCUGUGAGCUCACCAGUAUAAAGAAGGAGGACGUCAUCUCGACGCUGCAGAUACUGAAUCUAAUCAACUACUACAAGGGCCAGUACAUCAUCUGCAUCAACAAGGAGACGAUCGAUCAGCAUAAGAAGGCCAUGGACAAGCGAAAGAUUCGCAUCGACUCCAAGUGUCUCCACUGGACACCGAAGGACUGGUCGAAGCGAUCGAAGUGGUAAUACCCGAUCGCGGUCGUCGUUGUGUUGAAUCUGCCAAUCAAUCGUCUCGCAGACGAUGCUCUUAGUUACAGAUCUCCUUUCUUGCAUGUGCGCGUGUAUUUGUAUGUGUGCUGGCGGGCGUCCGUGCGAGACCGCCUGUAUGUAGGUGUGCGUUUGUGUGUGUAUGUGCGGGAGGGGCGCAUGUUCCGGAAGAGAACACGCAGGGGGUCAAUCAAUCGUGAAGGGAGGUUUCGCAAAGCGUGCGAGACGCGUGUGGGGCACCUCUCGUUUUAAAAGGGAGACAUUGUGUGGUCCAUGGCCACGAAUGGGGUAGGAAAAUAGACACAAAAAACGGGCGUACGAUGUGGUGGGCGCGCGAAAUGGUAUUGAUAUUCCAUUUUAUUAUUUUCUAUUUUGUAUUAUUAUUUGAAUGUACCACGAGCGACAAAGAAAUACAUGGCGCCACCGCGCGAAGAGGUUGGCGUGAGAAGAA